CAGAUAUGUUGUAGAUUUGACAAACCAAUGUUUUUUUUGUCAGGGACUGUCAGGGGCCAAGGGCAGGGUGAGCGAGCUUGCUGUGCUGCAGUUUAGAAAAGAAUGCCAGGGUGCGCUUUCAAAAAUAUGCAAGAAGGCACUGGAUAAGUGCCCUCUAAAAUAUGCAACUGUCCAUAACAUGAUGUGUCUGGACCCAAGAAAAAUGUAUUCCAGCCCUGACGAAUGCCUACAGAAACUGAAACGCCUCAUUGAGAAGUUUUUGCUGGACAAACAGUUGACAGGCGGGAUAUCUUCUGGUGAUGUGAUUUCUCUACAGUUUGAGAAGGCCCUUUCCAAUGAGGCCAAAUCGCUGGAAUUUGCCAAUUUCCAGCCUUCAGUGUCCAGGGUUGAUGCAUUCCUGUCUCAGAAUCUUAGUUCCUACACUGGCCUGUGGAACUUCUGCAAGAAGUUACUACUCCUCUCACAUGGACAAGCUGAAGUGGAGCGGGGCUUCUCAAUCAACAAAGAAGUGGAGACGUGCAACAUGUCUGAGGAGACAGUUGUUGUUCAAAGGCUCAUCUGUGAUCAAGUGAAUGUUUGUGGAGGGGUGACACGAGUGCCACUUACAAAAGAGCUAAUCAGUUACUGUUCCUCAGCACGGAGUCGUUACCGGGCACACUUGGAAGAGGAAAAAAAGAAGAGAGAGACAGAAGAAAACUCCAAGAAAAGAAAGUAUGUCGAAGAGGACCUGAAAGAGCUAAAGAUGUGGCCCGGUUCAAUGGCCACCACACCUAGGCGCGUAAUCGAGCGCACGUUUGGCAUGCUGAAAGGGAUGAGGGUGACAACCCAGAGGAUUGAGCAGAUGGUGUCUGGCAACAAACUUCGGGAUAGACUGGAAGUCACAUCCGAACAGUGUAAAUUCCCUUAA
Esox lucius (northern pike) is the source of this 907-nucleotide messenger RNA. RefSeq lists its product as uncharacterized. Bases 179 to 907 code for a protein of 242 amino acids. The transcript has 3 exons. The record is from RefSeq and is a predicted model, not a curated record. Lineage: Eukaryota; Metazoa; Chordata; Actinopteri; Esociformes; Esocidae.